Olea europaea var. sylvestris is the source of this 2834-nucleotide messenger RNA. RefSeq names its product protein DEFECTIVE IN EXINE FORMATION 1-like. The transcript is spliced from 11 exons. Gene Ontology annotation, molecular function: protein binding. The record is from RefSeq and is a predicted model, not a curated record. NCBI's taxonomy places the organism in Eukaryota, Viridiplantae, Streptophyta, Magnoliopsida, Lamiales, Oleaceae. The coding region runs from base 219 to 2522 and encodes 767 amino acids.
CAAAAGAAAACGAAAAAAAACCUCAGUCGUGUAUUCAGCUCUCCUGCAGACCCAAAAAUAGAACAAGAAAUCAGCUCCAAAGUUUUCUACCUCCUCUUUGCUUUAGCUUAGAUCCUUAGAACCAUUUACUAGGGGUUUGACCCUAUAGUACUGGGUCAUUUUCUAAAUUUUAUUUUCACCUUUUUGGGGGCAAGCAUAGGCAAAACAAGUUAUCGUUCAUGAAAACUUGGAGAUUUCUAUUUCUCUCUUUUUUCGUUUUAAAUUUAUUGUCUUUAGGUUUCAAUUAUGGCGUCUCGCAAUCGGAGGAACAGAAGAAGAACAAGUUUCGCGAGCGUGAGGCAACCGAUGAUGCUCUUGGUUAUCCCAAUUUUGAUGAGGAUGAGCUGUUGAAAACUCAAUGCCCUCGGCAUUUGGAAUUAAGAUGGCAGACUGAAGUGAGUUCUAGCAUAUAUGCAUCGCCGUUGAUUGCUGAUAUCAACAGUGAUGGAAAGCUUGAGGUAGUAGUUCCCUCUUUCGUGCAUUACUUGGAAGUCCUAGAAGGUGCUGAUGGAGAUAAAGUGCCAGGUACACCUUUGCUUGAAGCUCACAAUUCAUUAAACGCAUCGAAUCCUACACCAGAAGUUCACAAUUCAUUGAACACAUCGAAUCCUGCACCUGAAGUUCGUAAUGAUGCAUCUAAUAAAACAGUUUCCACAACCGAAAUUCAACGUGAUGUACAGAAUGCAUCUAAUCUAGAGGAUCCAGGAAAAAAGGAUGUUAGUCAAGCAAAUGCUGAAAUCAGUAUGCCACAUAACAUUAGUAGCAAUACAUCUUCUAAUUCAAACACAAGGAGAAGGCUUCUUGAAGAAAGUGUUUCUGAAUCUGGAUCCAAAGGUAAUGACGCUGAGGAUGUUCAUGCUGCUACUGUCGAAAAUGAUGGAGGCUUGGAAGCGGAUGCUGAUUCUUCAUUUGAGUUAUUCCGGGAUAGUGAAGAGUUGGCUGAUGAGUAUAACUAUGAUUAUGAUGAUUAUGUUAAUGAAACCUUCUGGGGAGAUGAGGAAUGGACUGAAGCACAACAUGAGAAAUUGGAAGAUUUUGUGCAUAUAGAUGCACAUGUUUUGUGCACUCCUGUAAUAGCAGACAUAGACAAUGAUGGGGUGUCAGAGAUGAUUGUUGGAGUUUCCUACUUCUUUGACCCUGAGUAUUAUGAUAAUCCAGAGCAUUUGAAGGAACUUGGUGGCAUUGAGAUUGGAAAAUACGUUGCUGGUGGCAUUGUUGUUUUCAAUCUUGAGACAAAGCAAGUUAAAUGGACUGCACAGCUGGAUCUGAGUACAGAUUCUGGAAAUUUCCGUGCCUACAUAUAUUCAUCUCCAACAGUUGUUGAUUUGGAUGGUGAUGGGAAUUUGGACAUCCUGGUUGGAACUUCUUAUGGUUUGUUCUACGUAUUGGACCACAAGGGCAAAGUGAGAGAGAAAUUUCCACUUGAAAUGGCUGAAAUUCAAGGGGCAGUAGUUGCAGCCGAUAUCAAUGAUGAUGGCAAAAUUGAAUUGGUGACUACUGAUACACAUGGAAAUGUUGCGGCUUGGACUUCACAAGGAAAAGAAAUUUGGGAAGCACAUGUUAAGAGCCUUGUUCCACAGGGUGCCACGAUAGGUGACGUGGAUGGGGAUGGUCAUACUGAUGUUGUCGUUCCAACAAUAUCUGGAAACAUAUACGUUCUGAGUGGCAAGGAUGGGUCAACUGUACGACCCUAUCCAUAUAGAACUCAUGGUAGAGUGAUGAAUCAAGUUCUUCUGGUCAACUUGAACAAACGCGGGGAAAAAAAGAAGGGACUAACCAUUGUUACUACAUCAUUUGAUGGUUACUUAUACCUAAUAGACGGGCCCACAUCAUGUGCCGAUGUUGUGGAUAUUGGAGAAACAUCAUAUAGCAUGGUUUUGGCCGACAAUGUCGACGGUGGAGAUGAUCUUGAUCUUAUAGUGACAACCAUGAAUGGCAAUGUCUUCUGUUUUUCAACACCUUCUCCACAUCAUCCACUCAAGGCUUGGAGAUCAUCGAAUCAGGUAAGAAACAAUGUUGCACAUCGCUAUGGCCGCGAAGGAAUCUAUGUUACACCAUUAUCAAGAACUUUUCGUGAUGAAGAAGGCAAGAGUUUUUGGGUCGAAGUAGAAAUUGUAGACAGAUACAGGUUUCCAUCUGGCUCCCAAGCACCUUAUAAUGUCACGAUAAGUUUGUUGGUUCCUGGCAAUUACCAAGGAGAGAGAACGAUUAAGCAAAAUCAAGUCUUUGAUCGUUCUGGAAUACAUCGCAUUAAACUUCCAACUGUAGGAGUUAGGACUGCGGGGACUGUACUAGUAGAGAUGAUUGACAAGAAUGGACUCUAUUUUUCAGACGAUUUCUCCCUUACCUUUCAUAUGUAUUACUACAAGCUGUUAAAAUGGCUUCUUGUCCUUCCAAUGCUCGGAAUGUUUGGCAUUCUUGUCAUCCUGCGCCCACAAGACACCAUGCCUCUGCCAUCAUUUUCUCGAAACACUGACUUGUGAUAUUGAGCAGCCAAUGAAAUCUGACGUGCAUAUUAGGCAUUACACAGCAGUUGAGGGUUGCCAUCUUCAGAACCCUUGUGCUGAAAAACCUAAUUAGAUCAAAUUUAGUCUCUGAUAAAUCUUCAACGUCUCAUCUCUGCUACGGAGCCUGUGCCUGAGACGAGAGAUUUGUGUUUGGAAAUGCAAGGCAUAUGUUGUAAUUGGAGCUGAUUAAGGAAAGGUUUUAUUUGAUGUAAUUGAAUUCUUUCCUUUGCGAGAUUUAUACAGAAAAUUAGAUUUUUGACCCUACACUAAAUUUGAUUUUAGCGGAUU